Molecule: messenger RNA, 1226 nt
Organism: Neogale vison (American mink)
Lineage: Eukaryota; Metazoa; Chordata; Mammalia; Carnivora; Mustelidae
Gene: EMC2
Product: ER membrane protein complex subunit 2
Exons: 11
Coding region: 25-918 (297 amino acids)
Biological process (GO): protein folding in endoplasmic reticulum
Cellular component (GO): EMC complex
Molecular function (GO): protein binding
Source: RefSeq, a predicted model, not a curated record
UCCCUGCCUCCAGGUUCUGAGAAGAUGGCGAAGGUCUCAGAGCUUUACGAUGUCACUUGGGAAGAAAUGCGAGAUAAAAUGAGAAAAUGGAGAGAAGAAAACUCACGAAACAGUGAGCAAAUUGUGGAAGUUGGAGAGGAAUUAAUUAAUGAAUAUGCUUCCAAACUUGGAGAUGAUAUUUGGAUCAUAUAUGAGCAAGUAAUGAUUGCAGCUCUAGAUUAUGGUCGAGAUGACUUGGCAUUGUUUUGUCUUCAGGAGUUGAGAAGACAGUUCCCUGGCAGUCACAGAGUCAAGAGACUAACUGGCAUGAGAUUUGAAGCCAUGGAAAGAUAUGAUGAUGCUAUACAACUAUAUGAUAGAAUUUUACAAGAAGAUCCAACUAACACUGCUGCAAGAAAGCGUAAGAUUGCCAUUCGAAAAGCCCAGGGGAAAAAUGUGGAGGCCAUUCGGGAACUGAAUGAGUAUCUGGAACAAUUUGUUGGGGACCAAGAAGCCUGGCAUGAACUUGCAGAACUUUAUAUCAAUGAACAUGACUAUGCUAAAGCAGCUUUUUGUUUAGAGGAGCUAAUGAUGACUAAUCCACACAACCACUUAUACUGUCAGCAGUAUGCUGAAGUUAAAUAUACCCAAGGUGGACUUGAAAACCUUGAACUUUCAAGAAAGUAUUUUGCACAGGCACUGAAACUGAACAACAGAAAUAUGAGAGCUUUGUUUGGGCUUUACAUGUCGGCGAGUCAUAUUGCUUCUAAUCCAAAAGCAAGUGCAAAAACAAAAAAGGACAACAUGAAAUAUGCUAGUUGGGCAGCUAGUCAAAUAAACAGAGCUUAUCAGUUUGCAGGUCGAAGUAAGAAGGAAACCAAAUACUCUCUUAAGGCAGUCGAAGACAUGUUGGAAACACUGCAGAUCACCCAGUCUUAAGGUUUCAAACUCUUACAUUUCACAACUGCACAAUUGAACUUACUGGCCUAUGAUUUAUUUACUAAAUGCCUAGUGCUAUUUAUAUACUAAUAUUUUGUUAAGAGGGCAAUUGUAAAGAAUGUUUAUAUAAACCUAAAAAUGCCUUUUAUUGCUAAGCAGGAAGAUGGAGAAAGUCCACGGAAGAGAGAUUUAAUAAGAUUCAUAUUGAUUGUACAUCAUUCUCUUCAUAUCACACAUAUAUAACUUCUUUUAAACCACAACCUGAUGUAGAAAUCCCAUAAAUAAAUCAUGUGAUUUAUUAAACUUGC